AUGUUACUUGUAGCAUUAUUUGCUAUUAUUUGGUGUGCAUGUAUUGCCUUAAUCAUCAACUGGAAAUUGACAUUUGCUAUAAUAUGUACAGCACCAUUUGCCAUUGUCGGCUCAUAUGCCUUUUCAAAGGAAAAGAAUAUAAGUUUCAAAGAAACACAAAAAUUGGAAGAUUCGGUAUCUUUCGAGGAAGCUAUCGAUGUAAAUGGUGACAUUGAAUUUGACAAUGUUAACUUUGCCUAUCCAGCUCGAUCCGAUGUCUUUGUUUUACGAAAUCUCACAUUGAUGGCUCGUGCUGGUGAAACAACAGCUUUAGUCGGUUCAAGUGGUUCUGGCAAGAGUACAUGUAUUUCUCUCCUACUUCGUUUUUAUGAACCUUUAUCGGGUCGCAUUGAAAUUAAUAAUCGAUCGAUUACUGACUACAAUGUGAAACAACUUCGACAAAAGAUUGGUGUUGUCAGUCAAGAACCAAUUCUCUUUGCCACAAGUAUCUAUGAAAACAUUCGCUUUGGUAAAGAAAAUGCAACAAAAACUGAAAUUGAAGAAGCAGCACGUCAAGCCAAUGCACAUGAUUUCAUUAUUCAAUUACCAAAUGUUUGUAUCGAAUGGUUUUCUCUAAUCAGAUAUGCGAUAUUUUCUAUUAAAGCCCACCCCCCACCCAAAAUUUUAUUUUUGCCAUAGAACAUCGAAUCUUAACGAAAUUUUCAGAGUAGAUGUAUCUUGGGCUGGGCACCUUGUGAUAAAAAUUUCAGCCUGAAAUCUUAAGGAUUCCAGGAGAUAGCUUAAUAUUAAGGUCCAAAACAUAGGUCUUCGUGCGUCCCAGAUUUCUCCGCCAUUUUGAAAGCUAGAAAGCUCGGGUUUGUUUUAAAAUGUUGCCAAUAUCUGGGGCUACAACUUAACAGAGUCCGAUUUUUUAAUUUUUCUUUAGCUUAGGUUUUAGAGAACUUCUACAUCAUGAUAUGAAAUCAGUAGGGUGUAAAUUCUCAAACAUUUCCCCCUCAUCUGACAUCUAUCAUGAAAUCGAAAAAUCGGGCUCUGUUAAGUUAUAGCCCCAAGUGUUGACUACAUUUUAAAACAAACCCGAACUUUCUAGCUUUCAAAAUGGCGGAGAAAUCUGGGACGCACGAAAACGUAAAAUCAAAAAAUCUCAUUUCGAGAAAAACGCAAAAUACUUUUUAGAAGUGUAUUUCAUGACUUUUCAUCCAGUUAUAGUGUUUUUCGAUCAUCUUAAAUAAUAAAAGACACUUUGAACUCAUCAUGGGUGAAUGAUGUGGGUGUGGGUGGGUGUGGGCGUGUGGGUGUGGGUGUGGGUGGGG
This is a messenger RNA of Rotaria sp. Silwood1, 1313 nucleotides long. NCBI's taxonomy places the organism in Eukaryota, Metazoa, Rotifera, Eurotatoria, Philodinida, Philodinidae. The record is from the annotation of a GenBank genome assembly.